UGACGCGUCACUGACAGCUGCGCAGCGCAGCCGCCAUUUUCUUCCCUCCGCGGAACCGAGUAGAAGCGUCGAACCGAGCUCUCGAACCCGCCGCACUCUCACCGGGCGUUAGAUAGCGAUGCCGGCCCAUCCGCUGCGUGUCGCGGUCGUGUGCUCCAGCAACCAGAACCGCAGCAUGGAAGCGCACAACAUCCUGAGCAAGCGAGGGUUUGAUGUGCGUUCCUUCGGCACAGGGACCCACGUCAAGCUCCCUGGACCCGCUCCGGACAAACCCAACAUUUAUGACUUCAAGACCACGUACGAGCAGAUGUACAACGACCUGGUCCGUAAAGACAAGGAGCUAUACACUCAGAACGGGAUCCUGCACAUGUUGGACCGCAACAAGCGCAUCAAGACACAGCCCGAGCGCUUCCAGAGCUGCAAAGAGCAGUUUGACCUGGUCAUCACGUGUGAGGAGCGUGUGUACGACCAGGUGCUGGAGGACCUGAACUCACGCGAGCAGGAGACGUUUCAGCCCGUGCACGUCAUCAACGUGGACAUCCAGGACAACCACGAGGAGGCCACGCUGGGAGCCUUCCUCAUCUGUGAGCUGUGCCAGUGUAUCCAGCACACUGACGACAUGGAGAACGAGAUGGAUGAACUUCUGCAGGAGUUUGAGGAGAAGAGCCACCGGCCGUUCCUCCACACCGUCUGCUUCUACUGACCGUCGCCAUGGCAGCAGCGCAGCGGCAGAAACUCUGACGCGACACGCACAUCCAGCUCGUCGGGACUGUAACCCUGUCGCUGGCAGUCGCGCGUUCCUCUGUCUCGCUCUCAUUCUGUCUACAGCUUACACACUCCUCAGAGCCGUCACCGCGGCUCCACGCUAACUCUGACUCCCCGCGGCGUCCCGAGGUGUGGACUUCGAACGCUGAAUCCUGCUGUAAACGGAACUGAAGAACAUUCAGAGAGACCGAAACGGUUCUAGAGUAAAACUAGCGCUGUCGUGAGAACCUGGUUUGAGCGAUUAGCACCUGCGACAGACCCGUUAGCGAUGAAGCCCUACAGGUAUUAGUCAGGGUUUCCUGCGUCUAACGGGUCUGUUACAGCCGGACACUGACUUCAUCUGAUCACACGGUUAAAUAUGUUUUAUUUAGAUGAUGAUAUGUUUCAUAACUCUGGCAGACGGGAUCUCAUGAAUUUAUUUCGUCUUUAUUUAAACAUGGGAUUUGAUAGCUAUCGAGCAUAUUUUGUGUUUUGUUUUUCUUUAGUUUUGUGAAUGAAAAGAAGAUUCUGUAAUUGUACAUGAAGCAGCCCAGAGUGCCUGAAAAUAUUCUUGUAAAUAUUGCGCUAUGAAUGAAUGAAUAAAGCGGCAAUGAAUCUCA
Cyprinus carpio (common carp) is the source of this 1364-nucleotide messenger RNA. It is a transcript of the gene ssu72, whose product is annotated as SSU72 homolog, RNA polymerase II CTD phosphatase. The record is from RefSeq and is a predicted model, not a curated record. Gene Ontology annotation, biological process: termination of RNA polymerase II transcription. Gene Ontology annotation, molecular function: RNA polymerase II CTD heptapeptide repeat phosphatase activity. Gene Ontology annotation, cellular component: nucleus; mRNA cleavage and polyadenylation specificity factor complex. NCBI's taxonomy places the organism in Eukaryota, Metazoa, Chordata, Actinopteri, Cypriniformes, Cyprinidae.